Candidozyma auris is the source of this 507-nucleotide messenger RNA. RefSeq names its product chaperone EMC4. Bases 1 to 507 code for a protein of 168 amino acids. The transcript has a single exon. Gene Ontology annotation, cellular component: EMC complex. The record is from RefSeq and is a predicted model, not a curated record. NCBI's taxonomy places the organism in Eukaryota, Fungi, Ascomycota, Pichiomycetes, Serinales, Metschnikowiaceae. Gene Ontology annotation, biological process: protein folding in endoplasmic reticulum.
AUGUCAUACGCUGAACUACUUCAACCUCAAGUCAAGCCUCGUGAAUCAGCAACUAUAGCGUCGCCACCUGGGUUUGGCUUGCAGAUAUCCUCCAAAGUUAAAAAUGCUCCUCCUGUGAAGAAACCUACCCAAGAGGAACUUGAUCAAUUGAAACUCAAGAAAGCAUGGGAAGUUGCAACUGAGCCGGCAAAAUCGGUGCCAAUGAACUGUAUAAUGAGCUACAUGACAGGUAACUCUUUACAGAUGAUUCCUAUAAUGAUGACAGUUAUGCUUCUUAUAAAUCCAUUGAAGGCGAUUUUGUUUGAGAUGAACAAGGCUUUUGCAUCGUUGGAAACCAAAAACUCUACCUCCUUGCUUCUUCCGAAGCUUGUCUACGUCUUCUUUCAACUAGCAAAUGCUGGAAUAGGUUUGUUUAAAAUAUGGAAGAUGGGGCUCAUUCCGAAUGGCGAGGCCGACUGGCUAGCUUGGAAACAGGCAACGCAGGUGAUUGAACGCUUGAGAAUGUGA